ACCAAGCAGGAGCAGAAGCACAAGCAGAAGCAGCUCCUAAAUUCAUGGCGUUGGCCGCCGUCCUCUCCCGAGCCGCCGCGCGCCUCCUCCGCCCUCCCCUACCCCUCCGCACCCGCCAUCUCUGCGCCCUCCCCUCCUCCUCCUCCCCCGCUCCGUCUGAGGCGGAGAUCCUCGCCGAAAUCGAUCCCAUCGUCGACCUCGUCAAGGACAUCCUCCACUCCGCCAGAUAUGGAGAUGGUGCAUUUCUAAGUCCAGACGAUCAAAAGGCUGUAGUAGAAAAGGUUCUUGUUCACCACCCCACUUCUGAAGAUAAGAUUGGCUGUGGGGUUGAUGCUAUUAUGGUUGGUAAGCACCCUGAUUUCAGGAAGUCAAGAUGCCUCUUUAUUGUUAGAACAAACGGUGAGACUGAAGAUUUUUCAUACCGCAAGUGUAUCAAGGAGUACAUCAAACAGAAGUAUCCCAGCCAGGCAGACGAUUUUAUACAGAAUCAUCUCACCCGGCAAUUUACUCGACGUCCCAAGUAGAAAUGCCCCUUUUUUUUCGUGAUAGUGUCUUUGGCUUAUAGGCAAAAUAGAACCCGUAUGUCUCAGUUAGAACAUGUAAACGAACUCGUGUUUCUUAAUGUCAAGUGAAAAUGUUUUGUUAUCAACACAUUCAUGAAGAUCCUUUAACCAAUUAUCUCUCAUGUUUUCUCUGCUAUUCUACUGAAGCCUGUAGGCACACGUUAUAUGGUCAUCUUCCUUGAUAAUUUCAGCUUGAUUUUCAACU
Molecule: messenger RNA, 768 nt
Organism: Oryza sativa Japonica Group (Japanese rice)
Lineage: Eukaryota; Viridiplantae; Streptophyta; Magnoliopsida; Poales; Poaceae
Product: protein DCL homolog, chloroplastic
Biological process (GO): chloroplast rRNA processing; chloroplast organization
Cellular component (GO): chloroplast
Source: RefSeq, a predicted model, not a curated record